CCCCCCCCCCCCUCCCCUCCUCCAGCUGUCCCCCUAUCUCACCCUCCCUGUCACUCCCCCUCAGCACCCUCCCCAUUGUCUCUGUAACGGUGUUGUUCUGGUUUACACCCUGGCCCAGACACUCAGCACAAACCCACUCAGCUCCUGGUAACUUUCACAGAAUCGAUGGCACGAUAACGUUAGUUGAAGUGAGCAGUCGGCGUUUCUCAGAGUCGCCCCCAAGAAUUGCUGCAAUAGGGGAGAUUAAAUCAGGUUGACUUAAUUCCAGAAACUGAAAGUGCUUGCAGUGGGACUGCAAGUGAUUAGCGGCUGUGCAUUCAGCAGUGUGUGAGAGUGCGGGUGGUUGCCAGUGAGUGAAGGGGCUGAGGGAGGGGGCAGUGAGCCCUGUUUGGGGAACACAAGAUGCUUAGUGUCAGUCGUCUGGUGCCCCAGUACCUGGGCAGGGGGGGGUGGGGGGCUGUGAGGUGACGACUGGACUGUAAGGAGAGCAGUCUGACUGACCCUCUCUGUGUGAGGGGCCCUCUCAAUGUCCGGCUCUGGUGACCGGCUCUCGCUGUCUGUCCAGCUUUGGUGACUGUGCUCGUGCCACUCUGACCACUGUCCAGGGAUGGGUGUUUCCUCAGCUGAGGUCUCCACGUUUUAUGGGCACCAUGACGGCGGCGGCUGACAGCUGCAUCCAGUUCACCAGGCACGCGGGGGACGUGCUCUUCAACCUGAACCGCCUGCGAAGCCGGGACAUCCUCACCGACGUCACCAUCCUCGUUCACCGGCACCGGUUCCAGGCACACAAGACCGUGCUCAUGGCCUGCAGCGGCUUGUUCUACGUAAUCUUCACCGACCAGGUGAAAUUCAACCUGAACAUGGUGACCCUUGACCCUGAGGUUGACCCCCAGGGGUUUGGGAUCUUGCUGGACUUCAUGUACACGUCCCGCCUGUCGUUGAGGGACAGCACCAUCAUGGCCGUGAUGAACACCGCCCUUUAUCUGCAGAUGGACCACGUGGCAGACACCUGCCGCAGGUACCUGCAGUCCAGUGAGGACAUCUGCUCGUCGGUCAGCCCGUCGCCACAGCACUACCUCUCAUCCAACCCCAUGCUCCCCCCGGAACUGGUCACCUUCCGCAAGGGGAUGGACCCCGAGGCACGGCCCCUCGACACUGCGGCCUACAGCGUACUGCCCCCCUCACCCCACCCCUACACCUUGUACCCCCACCUGCCCCUACACGGCUACUCUGCCAACCCCUACACGGGGUCGUGGCCCGAGGGGCCCAGGACUCAGGGGAGGGGUGGUCAGCACGGCUGUGCCAGGCCAGGCCCCUGUCCAGCUGCUGACCCCACGGGCCUGGCCAUGGAGGGUGGGGCAGGACCUCAGUACCUCUCACCGUUGCCGCCCGCACCCAGGAGAGCCCCCCCCAGCGGAGUGGGGCUGGGGCAGGGGCUGGCGGGUGAGGAGGGGGUGCCCUCAGGUUGCCCCCUCCCCCCCGGACCACGCAGCCCCCUCAAGUCGGACUGCCAGCCCAACUCUCCCACCGAGUCCAGCAGCAGCAAGAAGGCUGGGCGGGGGGUCCCGGGAACUCUCCCCCCCCCCCCCCCCCCCACCCCGCUCCCUACCCCCCUCGGCCCCAAGGUCUGCAACUGGAAGAAGUACAAGUUCAUCGUGCUCAACUCCCUGAACCAGGCCGGGGGGGGCGAUUCAGGCCCUGCCCCCACCUCCCCAAGCUGCCCCACCCCCGAGACCCAGACCCUGAGCAGCCCCUCCCCCACCCCCCAGGGCACCAAGAUCGACAGCGAGACGCAGGCCAGCCGGCUCGACAACCUCCUCGACAGGUCGCCGGACACAACCUCGCCGGACACGGAGCAGUCGUCCCCUGGGGCACUCCCACCCUGCAGCUCCUGCCAGUCGCCCUGUCUGCAACGGCCCCCCCACUGUCGGCGCUCCCCCUCCCACAGAGAUGACCCGGCAGAGACCCAGUCCGAGCUGUCGGACUCCAGCUCCGAGACGGGCCCGUUCCCCUGCGUGCAGUGCGAGUGCCGGUUUCCGGAGGACACGGCACUGCGGCGACACUUGGUGCAGUCCCACAGCCACAAGCCGUACAAAUGCGACAGGUGCCAGGCAGCCUUCCGCUACAAGGGCAACCUGGCCAGUCACCGGACCGUGCACACAGUUGGCUCUGCUGACCCGGCCUGUCCUGUUGCAGGGGAGAAGCCCUAUCGCUGUAACAUCUGCGGCGCACAGUUCAACCGACCGGCCAACCUGAAGACCCACACACGCAUCCACUCCGGGGAGAAGCCCUACAAGUGUGAGACCUGCGGCGCCCGCUUUGUCCAGGUCGCUCACCUUCGGGCCCACGUGUUGAUCCAUACGGGUGAGAAGCCGUAUCCGUGUGAAAUCUGCGGCACCCGGUUCCGGCACCUGCAGACGCUGAAGAGUCACCUGCGCAUCCACACGGGGGAGAAGCCCUACCACUGUGAGAAGUGCAACCUGCAUUUCCGCCACAAGAGCCAGCUGCGCCUGCACCUGCGGCAGAAGCAUGGAGCCAUCACCAACACCAAGGUGCAAUAUCAGGUCCCUACAGAGUGCUCGACUGACCCCUGCCGGGCCCGCUGACCCCCGGACCAGUGACUUUCUGAGGUGGUGGGAUUCUGGAAUGGUUAAAGGAUUUUAGUUUGGAGUCUCCAGUGGUCAGAAUCCCGGCAGGUAUCGGCAGGGAGAUGUGUAACGGGUUUCUAAGCUUGUGAAAAGUGCUUGCAAUUAUUUCCUGUUAAUAGAAAUUGGAGUGUUUGCUUUUAAAAUAUGCAUCUCUGCCCAUAAUAUAAAGGAAUGUAUGAAUAUAUAAAUAUAUAUAUUUUUCCUGUGCUAAGCACAACAGAGUCGUACUAUUAUAUAAGAAUGGGAAGUCAGUCAUAUUUUUAACCAAAGUUGUCGGUAGGGCAGCAAAGGAGAGAUUGGUCGGACAGGUCAUCUGCAGGCAGAGUAUGGUCUGAACAUGUCUAUGGCUUAAAGCACUUCAGAUAUUUUGUCUAUUGUGAAAUGAUAUAUGUGCUUUUGAAAUAUUCUCAGCUGCUUUUGAAAAGUCAGGUUUACAUUUUCCCUGGACGCUCUGUGUCCCUGUUGAUGAAGCAGUCUCCAUGGUGCCUUCUGUGCCCAAGGUCCAGGGCCCUCGCCCCUCCACCCCCGACCUCCCCUGGGGUCGCUGGACCAUGCCCUCUGACCUGGGCCUUCUGAAGCGAGGGUGGGUGAAAACGUGGGCAACGAUUCACCAGGAUUUUUAUCAUGAACUGUAUGAUGUAGCCGCCAGAAUGUAAUAAAUGACUAUAUCGCCCUGC
Messenger RNA from Leucoraja erinaceus (little skate), 3325 nucleotides. RefSeq names its product B-cell lymphoma 6 protein homolog. Gene Ontology annotation, biological process: regulation of immune system process; negative regulation of transcription by RNA polymerase II; regulation of cytokine production. NCBI's taxonomy places the organism in Eukaryota, Metazoa, Chordata, Chondrichthyes, Rajiformes, Rajidae. The transcript has 10 exons. Gene Ontology annotation, molecular function: protein binding. Bases 642 to 2606 code for a protein of 654 amino acids. The record is from RefSeq and is a predicted model, not a curated record.